UCUUGUGGUCAACAAAAAACAAGAAGCACAUUUUACGAAUGAACUCAUAAACACCAAAUAAGACACGAGCAUGAAGAACUCAAGUGUUGCAACCAAAUGAACACACAUCAUGUGUGCAAUAACAAUACCUGUCCAUAGUCACACACACACACACCAAACCAAUUGAUUCCGACCUUAAAUACUCAGAAACUCCUCACUCCCCCAAACAAAGAAGAAGGAAACUUAAGUCUACUAGAAUAAAUGGCUUCUUCUACUCUCUUUAUUAUUCUCUUAAUCUCAUUGUCACCAUUCUUUCUCCCACUAGUUCUCGCUCAAGUACCAGCUACAUGUGCCUCCAGACUGCUUUCCCUGGCUCCAUGUGGUCCAUUCGUUCAAGGCUUUGCCCAGCUUCCGGCUCAGCCAUGCUGUGACAGCUUAAACCAGAUCUAUAGCCAAGAAGCAACUUGUCUCUGUCUCUUCCUCAACAACACUUCUACUUUGUCCCCUGCUUUUCCAAUUAAUCAAACUCUUGCUCUACAAUUGCCUCCGCUUUGCAACAUUCCAGCUAAUUCAUCCUCUUGCUCCUCCGCUUCCUCCGCCCCAGGAGGAGAGGCGCCUAGUGAUUCCUCCUCUGUUGCUCCACCACCUUCUAGCUCAACUAGUCCUCAAAUCUCUCUAGGUGCAAAGAACAACUCUCGUGUCGCGGCUACUCCGGUGGCUCAAAUGGCACCAAGACCCACCAGUUUUAUGGGAUUAGGUUAUGGUGUGAGAUCCUCUGGCUCCAAGUCUGAGAUUAAGCUAACCAUCCUUGCACUCGCAGCGAUCCUACCCGCCACUCUCCUCCUCAUCUGAGUCCUUCUGCAUUAACUACCAUCUCGGAUUUAUUUACUCUCUCCUGUAUUGUGUUUUCUCUAUGAAACAAGAUCAAUUUUAUUACUUUACCUUAGAUUUAUAAAAGAAGAGCUUAUCGGUAUGAUUCCUAAAGAA
Molecule: messenger RNA, 966 nt
Organism: Arabidopsis lyrata subsp. lyrata
Lineage: Eukaryota; Viridiplantae; Streptophyta; Magnoliopsida; Brassicales; Brassicaceae
Product: protein YLS3
Exons: 3
Coding region: 241-831 (196 amino acids)
Source: RefSeq, a predicted model, not a curated record